AUGUCUGAGCUGUGGUACCAAAAGCCUGCUGCUGACUGGAAUGAAGCCUUGCCAGUUGGCAAUGGACGUCUGGGUGCCAUGGUAUACGGACGCACCGACACCGAAAUGCUACAACUCAAUGAAGAUUCUGUGUGGUAUGGAGGCCCGCAAGAUCGAAACCCACAAGAUGCCUUUGAACACCUCCCACGCCUGAGGGAGGCGAUACGAGAGGGUAAUCAUUCCGAGGCUGAGAAGAUAGCCAGACUGGCGUUCUUCGCCAACCCAACAAGCCAGCGGAAUUACGAACCCCUUGGAAACAUUUUCUUGGACCUAGGCCAUGACCAAAAAGAGGUAUUGGACUAUCGGCGCUCACUCGAUUUAACCAAUGCGGUGGCACAUGUUAGCUAUGAGUACAAGGGUGUCCAUUUCGAACGCGAAGUCCUGGCGAGCUAUCCGGACAAUGUCCUCGCGGUCCGACUGCGUUCGUCAAGCAAGUCAGAGUUCGUUGUUCGAUUGACGCGCAUGAGUGAUCUGGAGUUCGAAACACAUGAAUGGAUGGACGAUGUUUGUGCACGCGACAACUCCAUCACGAUGCACGUUACGCCGGGUGGCAAGAAUAGCAACCGGGCGUGCUGUAUGAUACAAGUCCACUGUGAAAGUGAUGAAAGUACAGUCACCAAGAUCGGCAACAAUCUGGUAGUAAAUUCCAGUGAUGCCUUGCUUGUGAUUGCAGCAGAGACUACAUUUCGGUACGAAGACAUCGACCAGCAAACUCUGCAAGACGUACAGAAUGCACUAUGUCUCUCUUGGGAUCAGCUGAGAAAACGGCAUAUUUCAGACUAUCAAUCACUGUACAACCGGAUGGAAUUGCGACUUGGGCCACACUCUCCUCAAAUUCCUACCGAUGAACGUCUAGACUCGUCUCGAGACCCAGGACUCAUUGCACUUUAUCAAAACUACAGCCGCUAUCUUGUGAUAGCAUGUAGUCGAGAUGGAUACAAAUCGCUCCCGGCAAACCUGCAAGGCAUUUGGAACCCGUCUUUCCAUCCAGCAUGGGGAUCUAGAUUCACCAUCAACAUCAAUCUGCAAAUGAACUAUUGGCUAUCAAAUCUGUGUAACUUGUCGGAGUGUGAACAGCCUCUUUUUGAUUUGCUAGAGCGCAUGGUUGAGUCCGGCCGGGACACGGCUCGUAUCAUGUACGGGUGUCGAGGUUGGACAGCCCAUUCCAACACAGACAUUUGGGCCGACACCGCUCCCGCAGAUCGAUGGAUGCCAGCUAGUAUCUGGCCAUUGGGUGGUGCAUGGCUGUGCUACCAUAUCUGGGAUCAUUUCCAGUAUACAGGCGAUGAAGAGUUCCUUCGCCGGAUGUUUCCCACGCUGCGUGGGUGUGUAGAGUUCCUGUUGGACUUUUUAAUCGAAGACAAGAAUGGUGAAUAUCUGAUUACCAGCCCAUCUGUCUCCCCCGAGAACUCAUACUAUGAUCAUGCCGGGGAGAAGGGAGUGUUGUGUGAAGGGUCAACUAUCGAUAUUCAGAUUGUUGACGCAGUCCUGUGCGCAUUUCAAGCUUGUGCAAAGGCUCUUUGCGUUGAAGAUUCUCUUUUCCUAGCAGCCCAACUGGCUAGAGACCGCCUGCCACCAAUGCAGAUCUCCGAUGGAGGCUAUUUGCAGGAAUGGGCCACCGACUAUGUUGAGGUCGAACCUGGACACCGCCACACUUCUCACUUAUGGGCGCUUCAUCCAGGUAGCGCCAUCACACCAGCCCAGACCCCUGAAUUUGCAGCGGCCUGUGGAGUGGUCCUGCGCCGUCGCGCAGAACACGGUGGUGGUCAUACCGGUUGGAGUCGUGCUUGGCUCAUCAACUUGCACGCACGUUUACUCGAGGCCGACCAGUGUAGUCACCACCUAGAAUUACUGUUAACUAAGUCGACAUUACCCAAUCUGCUGGACAGUCACCCGCCCUUCCAGAUCGAUGGGAACUUUGGCGGUGGGGCCGGCAUCAUUGAGAUGCUGGUCCAAUCCCACGAGCCUGGCGUGAUUCGGAUUCUUCCGGCAUGCCCCGAAGACUGGACUGGGUCUCUUCGAGGGGUACGGGCACGUGGGGGUUUUGAGCUUCAAUUUGAAUGGGAGAAUGGUCGCGUUGUUGGCGAAGUGAGAGUCAAGUCGGAGAAAGGAGGGAAGGUGUUGGUAUACAUCAACAGGAUAGAACGGGAGAUUACUGGGCAUGGAGAGCAUGUCUUACAGGUUUCUUAG
Molecule: messenger RNA, 2229 nt
Organism: Penicillium salamii
Lineage: Eukaryota; Fungi; Ascomycota; Eurotiomycetes; Eurotiales; Aspergillaceae
Source: the annotation of a GenBank genome assembly